Molecule: messenger RNA, 6328 nt
Organism: Toxotes jaculatrix (banded archerfish)
Lineage: Eukaryota; Metazoa; Chordata; Actinopteri; Toxotidae
Gene: hivep3a
Product: HIVEP zinc finger 3a
Exons: 6
Coding region: 89-5548 (1819 amino acids)
Biological process (GO): regulation of transcription by RNA polymerase II
Cellular component (GO): nucleus
Molecular function (GO): RNA polymerase II cis-regulatory region sequence-specific DNA binding; DNA-binding transcription factor activity, RNA polymerase II-specific
Source: RefSeq, a predicted model, not a curated record
GUAGCCAGUUAAUGAUUUGGCUUGAACUCUGUAGCCUGACACAGGCAGACGCACCCCACGUGUCUACCUGAGGCUGUCCUUCCAUUUUAUGGAGACCUUGCAUAGUCGCCUGGCGACUGGGGAGCAGUCCGGAGGUCAAGAACAUUGUCAACCAGAGUCUCCUCACCGAGGCCUGCAGCCUAAGUCUCCCUCCCAGCCCCGUCAGCAACAGCAAACUGGCUCCCCAAAGCCCCAUGGCACACUACAGCAACCCAAACAGUCCAGAAGACAGCAUCCUGAACGUAAGCGUCUCAGGCACCAGCGGCAGAGCACUGACUCAGAUACAGUGCUGGAACACAAACAUGAAGCAACAACAACAACAACAAAAGAAACCACAGUUUCUAGUUUGUCACCAGGCGUCCCACCUUCCUCAGCAGGUGGUCCAACCCAGUCUAAACCAGAAACCCAAGAGGGCACCCCAAAACAGAAACGAGAGCGUAAGCCUCAGAGACCAGGAAAAUAUGUCUGCACGUAUUGUGGCCGUGCGUGUGCAAAACCUAGUGUCCUACAGAAACAUAUUCGCUCCCACACGGGUGAAAGACCCUAUCCUUGUGCCCCAUGUGGCUUCUCUUUUAAGACCAAGAGUAACCUGUACAAACACCGCAAAUCACAUACCCACAGGGUGAAGGCAGGUCUGGCACUUGGGGAGCCAAGAUCUUUAGAGGAGCAAGUCACUGAGUCAGAGGAUGAAACCAGACAGCUGUCAUCAGCCUCUUCCCAUCCAGAAAGACAAAGCAGUGCAGCCUCAAUCAAGAGUCAUGAAACAGACAGGGCCAAAGACUGCACUGCAGGAAAUGAUGACUCCUACGCGGUGAAAAAGAGAUUGGCCCUGCGUCUGAGCAGAGGAAAACAUGGUCCUCAAGAUUCAUCUGAUGAUAAGACCUCGUCUCUAAUUUUAGGCAGUAAAGGCAGUACAGAAUCUGGCUAUUUCUCUCGCUCUGAAAGUACUGAGCAGUCACAGGACAGUCCCCCGAACACAAGUGCCAAAAGCUAUGCAGAGAUCAUCCUCGGCAAAUACGGACGUCUCGGACACCUACAGAGGAUGUCUCGUCAUCAUAACCAGCAGCCCUCUGGUCAGAAGGACAAAAGCAUCCCAUUCACAGUGCCCAAGAAGCAGGUCAUUGACCAUAUUACCAAACUCAUCACGAUCAACGAGGCAGUGGUGGACACCAGUAAAAUUGACAGUGUAAAACCAAGGAGAUUCUCACUCUCCAGAAAGAAUAGUUCAGAGUCUCAAAAGAGUUCGUCUUUGAAAGAACCACUCAUUCACAGUCCUAAAGCUGGAGAUCUGGGCUAUAAAAACAGUGGCUCCAUCACCAUGGGAGUUCCAUGUGAAAAAUUUCAUCACCAGUCCCUAAAUGUGGAGCAGCCAGCUGGCCAAACAUCGACCGCCCCUCUGGUGAGAAGUCACUCAAUGCCAUCUGCAGCUAGUUCAUUUGAUGCUUCCAGUGGUGGCCACAGUAAAUUCCGCCAAAGUCAGUCCUUUGAUGAACGACAGCCUUCGGAAAUGCAGGCAUCCCGUCGUUAUGGGAUGCUAAGACGGCAGCCAGCUAUUGAAAUCCCACUUGGUGCCGAACCUACAAAAGAGGAACACGAGGGUUCUCAUUCAUUUUACCCUGACAGCGUAACCACUGUGCCUGACCACAAGCAAAGUCAACCCCAGCCAUAUGAGUGUGAGGCCUGUGGCACUGGAUGCAAAGAUUGGGAAGGUUAUAAGAAACACAAGCAAAGCCUGUGCUCAGCACAUCAUCCUAGAAAUGAGGUGGUAAUUAGUCAAAUGGAGUUCUCACAGCUAAUUAACCAUGCAGUCAGAGCAGGGGCUUCGGCGGUGCGCAAGAGGAGGAAAGAGGAGAGUUUUGAAUUUGAUGACCCCUCUUCUCCAUCAUUACCCUCUCCUGCCCUCCUGUCAGGACAGGGUAGAGAUGAAAGCAGUGUAACGUACGAGGGCCCCAGAAGACCCACACUGCAAACCUGUUCAGUAAUUCAACACACCAGUUCAUUUGAAAAACAAGAAUCUUUGUGCAGUGAGAAUCAAGGUGCUGAGGCAACAAAAAACUCUCCACCUCCUGACGAAUAUCAGCUGGUGCCUCAGAAACAACCCCAACAACAGUCGACAAAACUAGCGACCCGAAAGCUGGUGCGCCAACACAAUGUGCAAGUUCCAGAAAUACUGGUGACAGAGGACUCCAACAUGAGCACAGAGACUUCAGUAGAGCCAACCUCUAUAGCAAAACAUUCAGAGAAAGCUGAUGAAUUUCAGUGGCCGCAGAGAAGCCCCUCUCUGGCCCAGCUCCCUAUUGAAAAGCUUCCUCCAAAGAAGAAGCGCCUACGUCUAGCUGAGGCUGCCCAGUCCUCAGGGGAAUCCAGUUUUGACUCUAUAUCUCUGCCCCGUAGCCCUAGUCAGGACAGUAGUGCGUCCUAUGCAUCCAGUCGUUCCACAUCCUUUGAGGAACCAAACAGAUCAGACAUGGACAUAGCAACAUCGUCACCACUGAGGAGAUCAAGAGCUCCUCACAUGCUAACGGUGCCUGGAGUGCAUCAUCACAGAGAGAUGAGGCGCUCAGCAUCUGAACAGGCACCUCACGACCCACAACCAAGCGUCCUAAUGGCUGAGACCCGCAGCAAGUCCUUUGACUACAGCAGUCUGUCCCCUGAGCGCUCCGCAGUGGGCUGGAGGGAAAGGAGAAAAUGUCUCCUUAUGAGACACACUGCUGUCAGAGAUCCAGAUGAGGAGGAGGAGGACCAGUGUACCAUACCGAGCCGUAGUCCUGAACAUGUCACAACUAGCACAUCCUCUCAAGCAAGCCCCACCUCUGUGUGCUGCAGUAGGUCCCCUGCUUCUCCUUUAUCAGGUGACACAGUCUUGCGUAAUCCAGUUAGAUCUCAGUGCAAAGAGACCUUCUCUCAGUGGAAGCUUAGUCAAAAUAUUCAGCUAACAGGCAACACAGAACUCUCUCUAACUCACGGUCCCUCUGUAGAGCCUGUAAAAGAAGAGGCCUCACACAUCCAUACAGGACAGCCCCCUCCCCAAGCCCCACAGCCCUAUCCUACGCAUGGACCAUCAGGGGCAGCCAGAGCUCGCUACCUCCCCAUGUCCACAGGGCUGAAGCUGGAGAUUCCCAUACAUGAUGAUUAUUCAGACAUUCGAGCAAGUCACUCCCACGUCCCAGACUCUGUCCCUCAUAUCACUUCCAGUCUGGAAUUACUGAGGCCAGUCACAUCUCUUUCAGUAGCGGUGCGUCUCCAAACAGACACCCUCACCCCAGCAUGUGCCAUAUACACCACACUGUCUCAGUCCACCUCCCCUAAACCCCAGGAGGCAGUUGAUGCUGUUACACACAACGUAGGCAUUCCAGCAGCUGAAUACAGAAACCACAGGAACACAAGUCCAGACUUUCAGUUGUGGUCUGAUGACGGCCUGAGGCUAUCAGGCUCAGGGGGCAACAAGCGCAUGCUUUCCCCUUCAAACAGCAUAGAGCUCCCCCUCGAGUCACAACAGCAGCAGAAACGAGUAAAAGAAGAAGAAGAAGAGAGGGAGGUGGGGUGUGUUGACAAGGCAUCAGUGGGCGCAUGCAAUCAGGAGCUCACACGGGAGAAUCAGCCAUGUCUACCAGGUGUUUGUUCUCCCGUCACACAUGUUGGACCUUCAUUCCCCAGUCUGCUGUCCAGCACCUGUAAUAGCUGGUGCUAUUUGAACUACAUUAAACCAAACCCUUCCACUCUGGAUGAACAGAAGCCCUCAGUGUAUUCAUCGUGGUCCACGAGCAGCUAUGACCCCAACCCACCUGGCCUCUCCAGCAAGAUGGCUCUCUCUCUGCUGCACUGUAAGCAGAGGCUCAGUCCCUCUAUCUACACCAUAUCCCCCAUGUCAGCCAGGACAACUGAGUCAAUGGAGCAGGAGGACAACAAAAGACCAUGCUCCCCGGAGGUCUACAACAGCCAGUCGAACAGCAAAGACCAUGAGGGGACAGGGAAGGGACAGAAGUCAACAGAUGACAUCAGAUCAAACAGGGAAGAGGUGAAGGAUGAUCAGAAGAAGAAGAAAGAGGAGGAGGAGGAGGAGGAAGUCCAACAACCUCCUGAAGUCUGGAUAUCUGAGGAGGGAUCAAAUGAGAAGUGUGGCGUUGUGCGUGGUGGAGAUGGAGGCAAGUGUCAAUGUGAGGACUGUGGAUUCCGCCUUAAGGAAGCCAGUGUGCUGCAAAAGUGCACCAACCUCUCCACAGAAUCCCCUCCACGUAAAUGCAGUCACUGUAAGGUUGCUUUCGCAGCCAAAGGGAAUUUCACCGAACACCUGACAUCUAAGCCCCGUGGAAAAGAAACCUGUUGUUACCCAGAUGACACAGGUGAAGGUGUCUGUGAAGACCAAUCAGUUCUCCCAGAUAAACAAAAAGAUCAGCAGUACUCUGAUCUGGGGAAAGGUGGACAUGAUGAGGACAGCAAUGCAAAGGACAAGGAAGGUAGAUGUGAAGACAGCAGGUCCAAGCUGGCUGAAAGCUCUCACACUGCCCCCUCUGACAGUGAGGAACCUCAUUCAGGAGGCCAGCCGAUGGAGCCCGAGCCCAGCCGAUCGCUGACACUCACCCCCAAGGACUCUACCCAGAAGAGCUCGGCCAGGACCAGGAGGGCCCUGUUUGCCCGCAGACGCCUCGACGCUUCAGCUUCGGUGUCCUCCAGAGGCUCCCAUUCUCCUAGUACUCAGUCCCUGACUCCACGAAGGGAGCUGUCUCCACCUCCUAGCGCUUCUCCCAGGCCUCGCCAGUCCCCCGGUCCUCCUUCCUCCCUCUCCCCAUCCGGUUGUCAUGUCUCCACCUCUCCACUGAGGCCAGUCUCCCCCCUUAGAGGUCUUUCUCCUGUAAUAGUCCAGCCCCAUGGAUCGGACUCCUCUGGGCCUCUGGGCUCCCUAGCAGACACCUCUGCUCAGUGUCUUCACCCAUGGGACCGACCGUCUACAGCAAGACUGUCAGUGGAUGAGGUCGGUCUGAUCCACAUCACCCCACAUCCCACGCGGCUUCGGGGAGCCCACAACCUCCUGAGUCAUCUCCCUCUGCACUCCCAGCAGCCGAGCAGGGCCCCGAGCCUGCUGAUUCCCAUUGGGGGGAUUCACAUGAUUCAGCCCAGGUCCCCCCUCCCUCUUUACAGCCUGGUGAGCAGCCCUGCAGCAGCCACGGCUAACCCCGCAGGUCCAGGGACGUCCUGGAGACUGAGUGACGCUUCGAAGGGAAGGUUCCCUCUGCUGCGGCGGCAAGACACUCUCAAAGAGACGUCGCCCGGUGGCAGAACCGACCCAGCGGACCCCAAGGCAUCGGGGGAAAUGUCUGGGAGCAGCCACUCUGACUCUCUGUCACACAGAAAGAGUCAAAGCCGCUUCAGCAUCCAGCAACCAUCGAGUCCCAGGACAGAGACGAGGCGUCCAGAGGUGAGCACAGACACACACGUUACAGAAAGGUGUGUUUACCCUGACAACACCCAAGGCCAAAAAAAGACUCCUUCCUCCCAGACACAGCUCUGAUAGGAGGGAGGGUCUGAAGGGACAGUGCAAAAGACUGACGACCAGAGCCUGUGUGUGAAAAUCCUGCAGCACGCUCUGGUUCAGACUCCGAGGACAAAAGGCAAGAGCACUUGAGCACCGCUUUUGAAUGACGCUGUUAUGUAAUUAUAUGAAUAAUAUAUAUAUAGACACUAUGUUAGAUAUGCAGUAUGUUUUGUAAAUCUUUUUUUACCCUCUGGUUUGAUGUCAUUGGUGUUAAUUUAUUUAUGUGCUAUUAUGCAAAUUCUGUACUAUAUGCAAAAGCAGCUGGAAUGAAAAUAGACAAAGUUUUAAUCAGUUUCCCUAUUAACCCCUUUGACAGCUCUAAUAUACUAUUGCUGUGUUAAUGUACUGUAUUACCAAAAUGGAUAUAGAAAGGUACUACAAAUAUUUAUUCACCCCGACCAGUAUUUUGAAGUGCAAUUUUACGUCAAGAUUGUGGUUUGAAAUGUCAUUCUUAAAGGCUGUGAUUAUUCUUCUUCUUAUUAUUUGUCAGUUGUUGUUUCUUUUUUUUCUGUUGUUGUUGUCGUCUUUGUUUGUGUUUGAAGAAGCAGGGUUACGAUCACCUCCUUUUCUAAGAUCUUUGAGAAAAGAAGUUUCAGAUCAAGACAUUUGGAGUGCACUGACAAAUGAUUUGAUAUCCAGAGGAAACCUGUUUCACCUACAUGGUAGCUACGGUACAGUUUUUUUCAUAAACAGAUACAUGUAUUUUUGUGUUGUUGCUUUUAUAAAUGAUACAAUCACUGUCAUUUUCAUGUUUAC